Messenger RNA from Colletotrichum graminicola M1.001, 1839 nucleotides. RefSeq lists its product as uncharacterized. The record is from RefSeq and is a predicted model, not a curated record. The coding region runs from base 1 to 1839 and encodes 612 amino acids. Gene Ontology annotation, cellular component: mitochondrial inner membrane. Gene Ontology annotation, biological process: mitochondrial respiratory chain complex III assembly. NCBI's taxonomy places the organism in Eukaryota, Fungi, Ascomycota, Sordariomycetes, Glomerellales, Glomerellaceae. The transcript has a single exon.
AUGAAGGCUUGCAGGACAGCUACGCGCCACGCCCGCGCGUCUCUCACAGCUCAGAGAUGCGCCGCUGUAGCUCGUCGCCAUGCCAGCUCCGGUCCCCGCCGACCUGGCGAGAAGUCGGGCUUCGGAAAGGCCACUGCCUUGCUCCUCACAGCGGGAACCGCGGGUGGUUUGUACUACGCCGACGAUUACUUCAACGGGCCCUUGAAGCAGUUCUUCAGCCCCAAUGAGGACAAGGAAGCCGAGCCCCGCAAGACAAAGUACCAAAAGGCCGAGAUCGAGUUCGAGAAGGCAAGAAAGGAGGCACUAUCAAAGGAGGAGAACCGCGAUCUCAUUAGCUCUCAGCAUCUUCAGGUCAAGCAGAGCUGGGAGAACCCCGGCGUCUACGCUUGGGGCUCCAACGUGGGCAAGGUGGUCGACCCGCAAUCCAAGGAAACCGUCGUCAAACAGCCGAGGAGGAUCAAGUAUUUUGACGGGAAGCUCUUAAGGGACAUCAAGCUGUGCCAGGACUUCGGCGCCGCCGUCACCGAGGAGGGCAAUCUCGUGCAAUGGGGCCUGGGCUUCUCGAACACCGACCCCUCGCCGGUUGAGACGCUCAAGGGCAAGGACAUUUCCAAGAUUGCCAUCUCCAACGAUCGAAUCAUCGCCCUUUCAUCCAGCGGAUCGGUAUACUCGGUCCCAGCGUCGCGCAGCGGUCUGACCCCCGGAUCAAAGUCGCUGCGACAGCCGCAGCAAUCGUCGUCGUCCUGGAUCCCCUUUUGGAGCUCGGGCGGCUCAGAGUCCGUCAAGGUCAGAGACCUGACGCCUAAGAACCUAGGCUGGGGCGAGAAGAUCACCGACAUCAGCAGCGGCCUGCAGCACAGCUUACUGCUGUCGUCAAAGGGACGAGUCUUCUCAGCCGCCGCCAGCACAGCCGAGUUCCCUUCCAAGGGCCAGAUGGGCAUCCCAGGCCUGAGCUGGACCUCGCGCCCGGAGGGGCCUUACGACCAGCCGCAUGAGAUCACCGGCCUCUCGGGCUUCAACGUCGCCAAGAUCGCCGCCGGCGACUUCCACUCCGUUGCCCUGACCAAGGAUGGCAAGCUCUUCACUUUUGGCGACAACACGUACGGCCAACUUGGACUGCCGGCGGAGUCGACCUACCAGAACGUCGACGCGCCGUCUCUCCUGCCCACGGGCAAGCUCUACGCAAACACUGGACUCAUCCCGAAGAUCACAUCCAUCGCCGCCGGAGGAAACAAUACCUUCUUCACCGUGGACGCAACGGAGAAGGGCAACGAGACCGUCAGCAAGGACCUCGCGCCGGCCCGCCGCAUGCCAAGGGUCACGGCGGACUUCUGGGCGUGCGGCCAGGGCGUCUACGGCACUCUCGGCACGGGCAAGUGGACGCACAUCACGCCCGGGCCUGUCAAGGUCAAGGCGCUCUCCUCGCUCUUCGAGUUCGACGAGAGGAAUAACAUGAUGGCGCCGAUCCGGUUGUCCAACAUCAGUGUGGGGAGCACGCACGCGUCAGCGACGAUGGACAACGUCACGCGGACUGGCGCCACGACGCGCAGCUCCGCCAACGAUACCAACUGGGGCUCCGACGUGCUUUUCUGGGGCGGCAACGAGCACUACCAGCUCGGCACGGGCAAGCGCUCCAACCUGAACACGCCGAGCUACAUUGGCGUGCUGGACGGGGGAGUGGGCGAUGCGCUCGUGGGCCGGACGGGUGAGGUGCACCGGUUCCAGCUCACGCCCCGACAGACGGUCCGACUCGGCAAGGACGGCAAGGGUAGGAAGGUCACUCUGGAGCAAAAGGUCGAGUGCGGGCGAUUCGUGACGGCUGCCUACUCGGCGGUGUAA